AGCUUGUGCAGGAAAGGAAGGGAGAGCACUCUUGUUUGUUGUCGAGUCGGAAAACAAAACAAACAUUUUUGCAGAUACAGUAAUCACAACUCUAGAUCUAGUACGCUUGCCUGAUGAUACGUGGAUAACCUAAUCAUGGAAGAUGACGAGGCUGAUCUUCAGACGUUUGAUGUUUUCAAAAAAGAAAAGAAAACUCAGCGCCUGUCCUUGCAUCUCCUAGUCACCCGACAUCUUCCACCAGAGGCUACUACUUCAUGGGACCAGGAGAAAAUCCUAACAGCCCUUUGUGAGAUCACACAUGUUCGACUUGACCGUGAAAACAUCAGUCAUAUUGACAGUCUUGAGCUUCUCAGUGAUAAAGUCACUAAUUUGUAUCUCCAGCAGAACAGGAUCACACGGAUCAACAACCUGGACUGCCUGAAGAACCUGCAGUUCCUGACACUGGCCGGCAACCUCCUGGAGAGGGUGGAGAACCUCAACAAACUCUCCAAGCUGCUCUUCCUUGACCUCUCGGCCAACCGCAUAGCACAGUUUGACAUCGAUGAAUUCCCCCAGUCUCUGAUGCUGCUGAACUUGUCUGGGAACCCAUGUACUCGGAUGCCAGACUACAGAGGCUGCAUUAUUCAGGACCUGCACAAUCUGCAGCAGCUGGACAAUGUGGACAUCACUCGGGACGAGCGGGAGGAGGCAGGCUACCAACUGUCCAGUGAGGAGGACUCGGAUGAGACAGAAGAGGAGCCUAGACGCAGGAUGAUGAGGGAGCAUGAGGUGGAUGUACCUCUGCAGAGUCUGACGUCCGAGGUGUUGAUGCGCUCCCAGACCCGCCUGGAGGAGAGUUUCGCUGACCACCGCAGACACAACAUGGAGCUGGACAACAUCCGACUCAAGUACAGGCUGCCCCCCAGUGCUAGAGCCACACCCCGCAACACCUGACUCUAAACCACGCAUCACCUGACUCUACACCACGCAACACCAUGAUGUAACACCUGACUCUAUACCACACAACACCUGACUUCACACCACACAACACCUGACUUCACACCACACAACACCUAACCAUACCACACAACACCUGACUUCACACCACGCAACACCAUGUAAUACCUGACUUCACACCACACAACACCUGACUUCACACCACAGAACAUGCUGUGCAUUUUUUUGUUAUCCCAAAGUACCAACAUAUGAAUACAAUUGCGGUGUUUGUUCCCUUUUUGUCCUAACUUUACAGAAUACACCAUAAAGUGUACAACCAAACAUUUAUGCAUCAUGUGAAUUACAUCUGUUGAGUUGAUGUAAACAGGUGUCUUGAACAGUUGGUUGAAAAAAAACAACUUUUUAUAA
This is a messenger RNA of Haliotis rufescens (red abalone), 1344 nucleotides long. Its product is annotated as leucine-rich repeat-containing protein 46-like. The transcript has 7 exons. NCBI's taxonomy places the organism in Eukaryota, Metazoa, Mollusca, Gastropoda, Lepetellida, Haliotidae. Gene Ontology annotation, molecular function: protein binding. The record is from RefSeq and is a predicted model, not a curated record. The coding region runs from base 136 to 933 and encodes 265 amino acids.